CAGAAACCUGACAAAACAAAAAUCCAACACAAACCUACGGCUCUCAUUGAAACACACUUUCCCAUACUAAUUCUUUUGUAUGUCAAAAUUUUCCUCAAUUUAUUUAGUUUUCUUUCUCCUUCAAUUUUAGAUCACGUAUUUCAACUUUCUCACUCUAACCCAUUUUAUUAAAUUUACAUAUAUACCCUUCAAGGUACUACCAAGAAGUUUUAGAACUUUAGAACCAAUCAAACCAAAUCCAACAUAACCCUCAAAAAAAGUUUCUUCCUUUAGGUCACUCACCAAUGGCAACAUGGUUUUUAUCAGAAUGUGGCUUUAGGCCACUUCCACCAUUGUACCCUCAACCAAGAAAAUUUCCCAUUUCAUGUCAAAAAGUUCCAAAGUUUAAAUUUUUGAACAAAACAACCAAAAGGGUAUCUUUAGAUCUAAGUUUUAGACCAAGAAAAUGGGAAUUGAAAGUGAGUGCUCCUUUAAGGGUUAGCACUGAAGAAGAAGAGGGUAAUGGUGCACCAGGAUUUGACCCUGGUGCACCACCACCUUUUACAUUGGCUGAUAUAAGGGCAGCUAUACCUAAACAUUGUUGGGUGAAGGAUCCAUGGAAGUCUAUGAGUUAUGUAGUUAGGGAUGUUGUUGUUGUUUUUGGGUUGGCUGUUGUUGCUGCUUAUGUUAAUAAUUUGUUUGUUUGGCCUCUUUAUUGGGCUGCUCAAGGGACUAUGUUUUGGGCUCUCUUUGUUCUUGGUCAUGAUUGUGGCCAUGGAAGCUUUUCAAACAAUCCCAAGUUGAAUAGUGUUGCAGGGCAUUUGCUGCAUUCUUCAAUUCUAGUACCUUAUCAUGGAUGGAGAAUUAGUCAUAGAACUCACCAUCAAAAUCAUGGACAUGUUGAAAAUGAUGAAUCAUGGCACCCUUUGCCUGAGAAAAUCUUCAAGAGCUUGGACAAUGCAACAAGAAUUUUAAGAUUUACAAUACCUUUUCCAAUGCUUGCAUAUCCUAUCUACCUUUGGAAUAGGAGUCCUGGAAAGAGUCACUUUCAUCCAAAUAGUGACUUGUUUGUCCCUAAUGAAAGAAAAGAUGUUAUUACCUCAACAAUCUGUUGGACAGCUAUGGUUGCUUUGCUUGUUGGUUUAGGAUUUGUAAUGGGUCCACUUCAAUUGCUCAAGCUUUAUGGCAUUCCUUAUAUGCUUUUUGUCAUGUGGUUGGAUUUGGUGACUUAUUUGCACCAUCAUGGUCACGAAGACAAAUUACCAUGGUAUCGUGGACAGGAAUGGAGUUACCUUAGGGGUGGACUUACAACACUUGAUCGUGACUAUGGAUGGAUAAAUAAUAUUCAUCAUGAUAUUGGAACACAUGUUAUUCAUCACUUAUUUCCUCAAAUCCCACACUACCACUUAAUAGAAGCUACUGAGGCAGCUAAGCCAGUUCUUGGAAGAUAUUACAAGGAGCCAAAGAAAUCAACCCCUUUACCAUUUCACCUAAUUGGAGAUUUGAUAAAAAGCAUGAAGAAAGACCAUUUUGUCAGUGAUACUGGUGAUGUUGUGUACUACCAAACAGAUCCUAAGCUUAGUGGCUCUUCUACAUCAAAUUAAAUAUUUUGAUAUUUUUUAUUUAUCUUAUAACACAAGAAAAAGGCCACAUAAUUACAAUACAUGGCAUGACACAAUUUCAUAAACUUUGAAAAUUGUGUCUGAGCUUGAACUUUGAUUAAGUCUUAUAUUUCACUUGAAAUGAAAUAUAAACAAAAAAGGUAUUCGAAGUAGUUGGUUUAUCUUUGGUCUAAAAUAAAAUUUAGACUUAGAUAAACUAUAUUUCAAAUACAAUUUUUGCUUAUAUUUUAUUCUGGAAAGAGUAUCUAUUAAGAAUGAAAUAUUUCAUAAGGGAAGAGAUGCUUGUGACAAAUUGGAUUUUAAUUUUAACAUUGAAGAUCAAGAUUUUAUGUAAAUUGUUUAUUCUUGAUGAAGUGGUGUCUUCAUUCGAUUAAUAAUGUAAUUUUCUCAACCUCAAAAAUUGAGUGAUUAUUAUUCACUUGAAAUUGAAGCAAGUGAUAUCAAUCUAUUGUAUUUGUGUCU
Molecule: messenger RNA, 2063 nt
Organism: Cicer arietinum (chickpea)
Lineage: Eukaryota; Viridiplantae; Streptophyta; Magnoliopsida; Fabales; Fabaceae
Source: RefSeq, a predicted model, not a curated record